Molecule: messenger RNA, 1930 nt
Organism: Pocillopora verrucosa
Lineage: Eukaryota; Metazoa; Cnidaria; Anthozoa; Scleractinia; Pocilloporidae
Product: activator of 90 kDa heat shock protein ATPase homolog 1-like
Biological process (GO): protein folding; positive regulation of ATP-dependent activity
Cellular component (GO): cytosol
Molecular function (GO): ATPase activator activity; protein-folding chaperone binding
Source: RefSeq, a predicted model, not a curated record
UGAGCAGAGAAGAAACCGGGAAGGUUCUAAGAGUACACCGGCCUUGUCGGUUUUUGCUAUUUUCUCUUCAGAUAAAAAUGGCUAAAUGGGGUGAAGGUGAUCCUAGGUGGAUCGUAGAAGAGAGAGCUGACGCCAAAAAUGUAAAUAAUUGGCACUGGACUGAAAAGAAUGCUACUCCUUGGUCCAAAGAAAGGUUAAAGUCACUUUUAAAAGAUUUAGAAAUUGAAACAGAUGAAGGAAAAGCUAAAAUAACUGAGGUUACCAAAAUCGAUGGAGAAGCCUACGCCAACAACAGAAAAGCAAAACUAAUAUUUUUCUAUGAGUGGGUUAUUACACUUGAAUGGACAGGAACUGUAAAAGACGAUGACAAAGUAUGGAAAGGAAAAAUAGAAAUUCCAAAUCUAAGUGAAGAAAAUGAUGCACAUGAAGUAAAUGUGGUAGUGACAGCUGACAAGGAUUCAGAAGCAAGUUACAAAUUAAAACAACUUAUAAGAUCUGUUGGUACAGGUCUGAUCCGAGAGAAGUUGGGGCAGUAUAUCAAGGAACUCAGACAAGAAUUCAGUCAAGGAAUGAUUCUACCGUCCAAAGACAGCCCAAUUUUGCAGAGAUCAUCUCCAAACAGUCAAGACAAUGAGACACUCAAAGCUGCUAACAACUUUUCAGCCGGUUCAGGGGAUACAAUUAAAAAUGAUACUGAUACAAGUAAAGUUGGCUGCCCCAUCUCUACCAAAAACCUGACCAUGAAGCAAGAAUUUCUCACAACUGCAGAAGAGUUAUAUGCAGCGCUAACAGAACAGCAGAGACUUGAAGCUUUCACCCAGAGCUCAGUAAAGGUGGAUGCUAGUCGUGGAGGAACAUUUGUACUGUUUAAUGGCAAUGUGUCAGGAAAAUUCCAGGAAUUGGUUUCAGAGGAAAAGAUAGUAAUGCUGUGGAGAUUCAAGAGCUGGCCUGAAGGACACCACUCCACAGUGAAAAUCACUUUGGAUCAGAAAGAUGACCGUACUGAGUUGACAUUAGUACAGACAGGCAUCCCUGAGGAAGAUUUUGAGCGCACAAAAAGUGGAUGGAAACAGUACUACUGGGAAGCAAUGAAACGAACAUUUUGUUGGGGGAUGCGAUACUUCUGACUAGAGUUUCUGUAUGACUUGGCAUUGUUUUACUUUGAGCAUGUAGUGGUGACCUAAACUGUGUGUUUAGUAUCUCAUUGUUGGACUUAGAUUGACUCAAGAUUUUGUAUGACCUAUAGGUACAUGUAGUUGGGAUAAUUUUUGUGGGUGGGGAAGGCAGGGAAAUAGAACAUAAACCUGUAUUUGCAGAGCUACUUAAUAGGGAGAAACAGACUCAACAAGAACCAUUGGAAAGUCUGCAACUCCUUGCCCUUCUCACCCACCUUGUGUUUCCCACUUCACAUUUCUCAGCGAAAGCUCAUAGAAGGAGUUUUAGAAGAAUUAAGACCAUCCCAUAAUACCAAAGGAAGCAGAGUUCUGCUUUAUAAUAACUUGUCCAACCAGCUCUGGCAAUCAGGAGGAAAUAAAGAGUAAAGCAAGUAGAAGGAAGGAGCCAGUAAGCAGUGUUAAAUCCCAAAAAGGCAGCUAUUAAUCAAUGUGCCUCUUUCCAUGGAGAACUUGGGUAAAUUAGGGUAACAUGCAUUCUCUUCAUUGAUUCAAUUUCAUCAGUUGCAAAUUUGUGCUUAACAGAAAGUCCAGGAUUGGGAAACAGAUGAAAACAUUAAGCAGGAUCUUUUGUGUGGCUGUCAUUAUGUAUGUUCUAUGUUAGCCAAUAAAUUAUAGUGUUGUUUUUUUGUUUUUUUUUUUAAGUAUCACCAUUGCCUUUUCAUGCAGAGAUAAAGUAAGUCUAUAGUAGGUUUCAAAUAGCAAUGAAAUAAUUGUUAUGAGAUCUGAUUGAGCUGCAAUUUCAUUGUCAGCUAUUG